Molecule: messenger RNA, 2250 nt
Organism: Sporothrix brasiliensis 5110
Lineage: Eukaryota; Fungi; Ascomycota; Sordariomycetes; Ophiostomatales; Ophiostomataceae
Product: C6 zinc finger domain protein
Exons: 3
Coding region: 1-2250 (749 amino acids)
Biological process (GO): regulation of DNA-templated transcription
Cellular component (GO): nucleus
Molecular function (GO): transcription cis-regulatory region binding; zinc ion binding; DNA-binding transcription factor activity, RNA polymerase II-specific
Source: RefSeq, a predicted model, not a curated record
AUGGAUGGCUCGCCACUUCUCGCGGCCGGCGGCGGUGCUUCAUUGAGCCCGACAAGCCCAGUGAGCGCCCGCAGCAUCGCCGGCCUCAACGGCGCAAAGCGAAAGAGGAGCGCUGGCGGCCCAGCCAGCGCAUUCGACAGCAGUCCGGGAAGCGUCCUGAACGACGACGAUGGCGACCACUCAGAGAAGAAGCGCCAGCCGGGCGUUAAACGGGCGUGCAACGAGUGCCGCCAGCAAAAGUUGCGAUGUGACGUCUCCCAAGAUCCGUUCCGGAGCUGUUCGCGGUGCAACCGGCUCAAGCUGCAGUGCAAGAUCGAGUCCAACUUCAAGCGCAUAGGUAAACGGUCCAAGCAUGCCGAGAUGGAAAAGGAGAUUGAGCGUCUGCGCAGGAACGUGCAGCUCGCGCGCUCCCAAGGUUACGUCAUUCCCGAGGAGAACGAGGACGAGAGCGCCUCGCACUCGCAGCUGCAUUCGCCCAUCGUAAACAACAUCUACUCCCACACCCGCAACCCGUCGCUCAUGGGCUCCGACGAGGCCGUCUCCUCACUGUUGCACCUGAAGCGGGGUGGCUCUUACAACCUGCCGCGCAUUGUGCGCGAGCUGGAAGAGGUGCGCCUCACCGAAGAGGGCGAGGCGCAGCUGUUCCAGGACUUUUGGCUCUUCUACCACCCUUUCCUCCCCUUCCUCAACCCCUCCUUGGCGCCAGAACAGUACUACCAGCAGCACCCGUUACUCUACUGGUCCAUUGUGGCCGUGGCCGCCCGCCGCUACACGCUGGACCCGACGCUCCUUACCGCCAUCUCGUCUCCUCUGAAUACCCUGCUGUGGAAGACGAUUGGAGAUGUCCCCGGCUCGCAUUUUGUUGUCAAGGCUAUGUGUCUGCUGUGUACAUGGCCACUGCCCACGAGCACGACCACGUCCGACCCAACGCACAUUCUCUGCGGUGUCAUGAUGAAGACGGCCACGGGCAUCGGCCUGCACCGGCCCAACCACAUCAACGAUUUUACGCGCGUUGCUGUCGAGCUCAAUAAGGACCAGCUCCACGAUCGCGUCGUCACUUGGGCGGUGUGCAACAUUGUCGCCCAGAAUAUCGGGACCGGCUACGGCCAGCCCGCAUCGUCGCUUUACGAUUGGACCUUGGCAACAAGAUCGGGUGAGUCGGGGCCCUUCCAGCUGUCCCCUGAGCUAGAGGCCCGCCUGCAAAUCGAGCGCUUCUGCGACAAGGUGUCCAAGGAGAUGUACAGCAAUGCGAGCGACUCCCGUGGUGUGGCUGGCGACGAGCACCGCUCCAUCCUGAUGCGCGUCUUCCGCCGUGAGUACGGCGAGCUGCACGCCGAAAUCAUGUCGCGCAACCUGUCCCCCAUUGUGGCCUUUCACCUCAAGGCAGCCGGUCUGCACCUGCGACUUGCUGGCUUCUUCGACUCGAGCACCACUGUCGGGUACCUCGACGACCUGAUGGGUCUGUGGCGGUCGACCGUCGGCUUUUUGGAAGAGAUUCUGGCCAACAGCACGGUGUCGUCGCCGUCAUCCCCGCAAGAGCAUGUUGGCAUCGACACGCUCAAGUACGCCACCAACUACCUGCAGCAGAUGCUCGUCGCAGCGAGCUUUGCGCUGCUCAAGCUGAUGCGCUCAUUCUUUUCGCAAGCCAUCGACUACGAGCAGGGCCGCCAGCUGUUCCACCGGACGAUCAACGCGAUCCGGUCCACCAGUGUGGUGCACAACGACCUGCAAUGGCGGCUGGCAGAGCUGAUGGUGCAGAUGUGGAACGGCGCACGCCUCGAGACCCAGCAGAACCGUGCACAUGCGGAAGACGACACGAUGCUCAACAUUGACGACAGUCUGCAACUCAAGGUGCGGUGUCGGCACAGCAUGAGUUUGGUGUUUGACUCGAUCUGGCACUGGAGAGAAGAGUACCAGGCUAGAGGCCGUGGGACAUUAGAUUCGCUCAAGCACCCAACCAAUCCCGACUCGGCCAACGAAUCCAUCGCCUCCUCAACGCACAUGGACACUGGCAAUAGCCUGAUUACGCAGACACACAACCUGCCGAGCCUUUUGGCGCCGCCGUCGAACGGCACGCUGACGCCCGCUCCGUCCGGCCUGGCUGGCCACGCCUCGAACGGCAUGCUGGGUGCCGGCCUGACGUACGAUGCGAAUCCGCCCAACUACGACUUCUUCGAUCCGCAGCACUGGAUGCUGGACAAUCUCCUGGACUUUAACUACUCCUAUGUUCAACCUCUGGAGGGCGCCUAG